UGGAGAACCGGAACGAAAAGAUGGAGGUGCUGGUACAGCUGGCGCUGCUGCUGGUGGUGCACGGAUCGCUGGUCGUCCUUGUUGCUGGAAAAUCCAUUCCACGAGUGAUCGACCAGGACUUGGAGAGAUACGAGCCCCUCGAAGAGGAGGAUCAUCAGGGUGUAAGGGUUCCUUUCAAGCUGGAGGAGACUUACGAUCAAAGUUUCCGGGCGAACAAUUUCAACGGUACCUGGAAAACGGACAGGGAAAUCCUUUAUUCGGAUAACUACGUCGGCGAUAUUCGAUUGUUCGACGUUACGACCGGAUUGGGUACCGUUCUCCUCGAUUCGUCUGUGACGGCCGAUUUCGAUAAAGCCUCCGUAAUGUUUUCUUUCGACAAUUCCUACGUAGCCAUCGGCCACGACUACAUAAACGGGUUUCGAUACUCGAUACACCAAAAGUGCACCGUGUACGACAUUAAAUCCAGGUUCACGGAUAUCGCGAAUGGCGAUCGCAUACCACUGUUCAAAUGGUCGCCCACGAGGAACGCUUUGAUUUACGUUCACAAGAACGAUAUCUAUUAUCAGGUGUUCUUCGAGGGUGGCAGCGACACUCGAAGAAUAACGAACACCGGCGUCCCCGACAUCGUUUUCAACGGGAUACCCGACUGGGUUUACGAGGAGGAAGUGCUGGGCUCACCCGUCGCAUUCUGGAUCUCGCCCGAUGGACAACAUCUUGCUUUCGCAACCUUCAACGAUACCAACGUCCACGAUAUCGUAAUAUCUAAAUACGGCUCUCCUGGAAACUUGAGAGAUCAAUAUCCGAACGAGAUCAAGAUAAAAUAUCCAAAAGCGGGUACUACGAACCCAUUCGUGUCCCUGAGCGUGAUCGACUUGCACAAUCCCUCCUCGAAAUUGAUCGAUCUUCGGCCGCCUAUCGAUGUCGUUGGAGCAGAUAACGUUCUUUAUACCGCGAACUGGAGGAGGGACGGCGAAAUUGUUGCAACGUGGACGAACAGGGUGCAGAACAAGGCCCAAUUAGUGCUCUACGACACGAAGGGUAACGCUAAUAAUAUUUAUUACGAGGAGGAGACCGAGGGUUGGCUUCGUAUCCAAUCGCCCCUCUAUCACAACCAAUAUGUGAUCAUUGUGAAGCUUCAAGACUCGGGAACGAAGGCCGGACGGUUUCAGCACGCGACCAGGUUCGAGUACAGGAACGGUCUCCUAGUCGACGAGACGGAUUUGACGCCAGGAACGAACGAGGUCGUAUCCCUGUUGCUCGUCGACCACGCCAGAAAUAGGCUCUAUUAUUUAGGCACGGAGCUGGCCAAACCUUCCCACAAAAACCUCUACUCCGUGCAAUUGGAGGGCAACGAGCCGCCCGUUUGCUUGUCGUGCGAGAUUCUCACCCCCGAGGGGAAUCAUUGCACCUACGCCUACGCCUACUUCUCCAUCAACGCUUCUCAUUACGCGUUGCAUUGCGCCGGCCCCGACCCGGUCUUCAUCACUAUCAUGAACGCGAACCACAGGCAGAUCUUCAUUUGGGAGGAAAAUCGAUCGCUGAGACGGAAGGUGGCAGGUCGAACGCAACCUGUGAUCAAGAAUUUUAACGUGAACGCGAACGGGUACACGAACAAGGUUAAACUUUAUCUGCCGCCCGAUUUUGAUGAGAAGAAAAAGUAUCCCCUGUUGAUCAACGUAUACGCAGGCCCGAACACUGUUAGGAUUACAGAGGAGGCGACGUACGGGUUCGAGUCGUACAUAGUGACCAACAGGAGCGUAAUUUAUGGGCGCAUCGAUGGGCGUGGAUCAGCUUACAAAGGCAGCAAGAUGCUAUUCGAGAUCUAUCGACGACUCGGCACCGUGGAGAUCGAGGAUCAGAUUGUUAUCACGAGAAUCCUGCAGCAGAAGUAUUCGUGGAUCGAUUCAAACAGGACGGGCAUAUGGGGUUGGAGUUACGGCGGUUUCUCCACCGCCAUGGUGCUGGCCACCGACACCGAAUCGGUGUUCAAAUGUGGUAUAUCAGUCGCACCUGUGACCUCCUGGAUUUAUUACGAUUCCUUGUACACGGAACGGUUCAUGGGUCUGCCCACCCCUGAGGACAAUCAGAGGGGUUACAACGACACGGACGUGAGCAGACGGGUGGAGGGUAUACGUGGGAAAAAGUACAUGCUGAUACACGGAACCGCGGACGACAACGUGCACUAUCAACAAAGCAUGAUGCUGAACAAGGCUUUGGUGAACGGCGACAUAAUGUUCCAGCAGCAGACGUACACGGACGAGGCGCACGCCCUCGGAAACGUCUUCCCCCAUCUUUACCACACCAUGGACCGAUUUUGGGCCAAUUGUUUGGGAUACUCGAUCGCCCAUUGACCCGUACCCUCGAUUCGCCCGGAUCAACGAACCGGUAUAAACCCGUGACACGACGAGUUGCCAUAGCAUUGACCGAUCAUCCAACAUGG
Messenger RNA from Apis dorsata (giant honeybee), 2440 nucleotides. Its product is annotated as venom dipeptidyl peptidase 4. Gene Ontology annotation, biological process: proteolysis. NCBI's taxonomy places the organism in Eukaryota, Metazoa, Arthropoda, Insecta, Hymenoptera, Apidae. The coding region runs from base 21 to 2351 and encodes 776 amino acids. The transcript is spliced from 13 exons. The record is from RefSeq and is a predicted model, not a curated record. Gene Ontology annotation, molecular function: serine-type peptidase activity; dipeptidyl-peptidase activity.